AACUGGUUCUGUUAACUAUGCCCGGCACAUCAGGGACAAGCAACCUACCACCGACAAAAACAAUAACUGUCUAUAGGAAUGGAGACGCUUUUUUUCCCCGGAAGAAAAGUAGUUGUGAACCCGCGGCAGGUGUCCACUUUCGACAGUUUUUUGGCCUUUUUAACUAGAGUGACUGAAGGUCCCUUUGGUGCCGUGAGGAAACUCUACACCCCCUUACAGGGCCACAAAGUUCAGCAUCUGGACGAGUUAAAACACGGGAGUGAAUAUGUUGCAGCCGGAAAUGAGCUGUUCAGAAAGCUGGACGUGUUUACCAACGGAGAUGUCCUUGUGCCUCCUGCUCGAAUACAUAUCCUGAAGUAUACUCUUAGAAGCUGGCCAAAUGUUUUAGCUAUGGUGACAGAGAAAGUGCAUCUUCGUACCGGUGCUGUGCAAAUGCUUUGCAGGUUAGAUGGACGUCCCGUCUGCAGCCCCACUGAACUGGUGACCAACCAGUACUACGUUGCACUUGGUGCAGAAAAGUUUAAAGCUCUCCCAUAUGACCAGUGCAUCCCAAGAGAUGUAGAGAGAACAACAUGA
Monopterus albus (swamp eel) is the source of this 576-nucleotide messenger RNA. Its product is annotated as doublecortin domain-containing protein 2. Gene Ontology annotation, cellular component: microtubule organizing center; microtubule. Lineage: Eukaryota; Metazoa; Chordata; Actinopteri; Synbranchiformes; Synbranchidae. The record is from RefSeq and is a predicted model, not a curated record. Gene Ontology annotation, biological process: intracellular signal transduction. The coding region runs from base 79 to 576 and encodes 165 amino acids. The transcript is spliced from 3 exons.